Molecule: messenger RNA, 2541 nt
Organism: Leptosia nina
Lineage: Eukaryota; Metazoa; Arthropoda; Insecta; Lepidoptera; Pieridae
Source: the annotation of a GenBank genome assembly
AUGUGUAUGCCAACGCCAACAAAUGUGUCCGGUUUCGCAUAUUCGUGGGGUUUUACUAGUUCCGCUGACCUCACAAAAGGCGAUGUCGAUACGCCGAGUAGUUUGAGUUACACCUUAGGGAAUACAGUGUCACCUGAAACCACACUGACUGUUAUGUCCCACAAGACACCGCAGGUUCAAGAAAAAAUUGGCACAGUCGUAGCGUCAAAUGCAGGGGCACAGUUAACUAGGGUUGUUACUACGGGGACUCCAGGUGCAGGUCGGAGGAAUGCAAUGUUUGUUUUAAACGAACCGACUCAUACAUUGAGCAGGGUGUCACAGCAAAAUCAGACUGCGACGACCCAGAGUGAGUGUGCAACUUUAGUAUCAAAGGCUUUCAUGACACCAAUCGGACAAAUACAGUUGACAGCCGAAGAAUGCAACGAAAUCUUAAUGAAAAGAGCUUUGCAGGCUCAAGGUAUCGCAACGCCUGUUAUCGACACUUCACAACUAAGCCAAUCACUGUUGAACGGCAGUAUAAAAGCGUUAACUGAUGUCACAACACAGCAGCCCCAACCGGAUCCUUUACAGACAUCCGUGCAUCAGCAAAUCCAGUUAUUACAUACGAAACAAGAGCCUGGAACAACUAAUAAUUCACCUAAAAUGGUGUUUUCACAGACGGAGAUUAUGAACAACACACUGCAGAUGCAGACUCCAUCACAACCGAUCAAGGAGAGACCGUAUUCGUGUGAUGAGUGUGGCAAAUCGUUCCUACUCAAACACCAUCUCACGACACAUGCGAAAGUACAUACUGGUGAAAGGCCCCACAUUUGCGGACACUGCGGCAAAGCCUUCGCUCGGAAGCACUGCCUGAACACCCACUUGCUGCUGCACUCGGCAGACAGGCCGUACAGGUGUCACGAGUGCAAAAUGGCGUUUACGCUGAAACAUCAUCUUGUUACACAUUCGAGGGUACACAGCCGCGCCCGACCGUUUGUCUGCGGAGAGUGUGGUCGGGGAUUCCCGCUAAAGCGACACCUGGUGACCCACAGCAAGUACCACGCAGGGGAGAGGCCGUAUGUCUGUAAUGACUGCGGGGAAAGCUUUGCACAGAAGGAGCACCUAGUUAUGCACAGCCGUUUCCACGGUUCGCUGUCUCCGUUCGUCUGCGCCGAAUGCGGUGCCGCCUUCGCGCGGAAGUUCCAGCUGGUGAACCAUGGCCGGGUGCACGGGAAGGUGCCCCACGCGUGUCCCGUCUGCGGCAAGGAGUUCCUUCAGAAACGGACGCUAGUCGCACAUUUGAAAAUCCAUACUGGGGAGGAUGCAGUAGCGUGUUACGAAUGUGGGGAAGCGUUCAAGACAAAGACAGAUUUGCAACAGCACUGCAAAAUCACUGGGCACUGUAUAUCAUCGUCCGUACAACAACAUCAGCAACAACAACAACAGCAGCAGCAACAACAACAGCAAGUGCAGCAACAACAGGCGCAACAGCAAGCGCAACAACAGGCGCAGCAGCAGGCACAGCAACAGGCUCAACAGCAGGUGCAGCAACAGGCGCAACAGCAGGCACAACAACAGGCACAGCAGCAGGCGCAACAACAAGUGCAGCAGCAGCAGCAACAGCAACAACAUCAAACUGUUAUCAAACAGGAUGAUUUUAAACCCCAAAUAGUACAAGUAAUUGGUGCAGAUGGACAGAUAUUGAGCGAGAAAACUACACCUGGCUACGCUUGCCCGGAGUGCGGCUGUUGCUUCAACACCAAGGAGGCGCUCUCGCUGCACGUUCGGUUGCACGCCGGCGAUCGCACGUGUGUGACCGACCUAUGCGCCCUCACCGCGGCGCUGCAGCCUGGCCUAGUCACUCAUAAUCAACCCAUACAAAUAAUUUCGUCGAAUCACCCGAGCAAUGUCGUCCACACACAAGUCAUAGCGACGAAUCACCACGUAGCAGCGCCUCGGCCGAAGAUCCAUUUUUGCGUGGACUGUGGAAAGGGCUUUGCAGCGAAACACGGCUUGCUGGCGCAUCAAAGGAGACAUCCGGAGGGUAGUUGCACAUUGCGGUCGCACGUGUGCGACGCGUGCGGCAAAGCGUUCUUCCAGAAGAACCACCUGAUGCUGCAUCAGAGGCAACACAUGGACCUGCCCCCUAGAAGCUCACAAGUGACCCCAGUGUCGCAGCAAGCGCAACAGCAGGCGGCCCAGCAAGCAGCGCAACAGGUCGCGCAGCAAGUUCAGCAGCAAGUUGCGCAACAUGUGCAGCAUCAGACCAUGGAGCUGGAGGAGCAACCGGCUCACAUACAAGUGGUGACGAAUAGAUCGGGACAGGUGAUCGGCAACCAGAUUCUGGUGGGGACAGUGGGUGGGAGGCGGUUGCUUCCGUCGCAGCUGCAUAUUGUGUCGAGGGACGGGAAGGCCCUGCACCACAUAACACCGAAGAGAGAAGGCGACGUCAAAGAAGUGGGCGGUCUAGUUGUGACCUCCGGACGAGGUCCAGGUCUCAUAAAAUACGAGAUCGCCCUACCCCCCUCCAGUACAGUGAUGCAAGUGCAACAGAUUGAAUGA